Messenger RNA from Paramecium primaurelia, 3044 nucleotides. NCBI's taxonomy places the organism in Eukaryota, Ciliophora, Oligohymenophorea, Peniculida, Parameciidae. The record is from the annotation of a GenBank genome assembly.
AUGUCAUCACAAAAUAAAUAACUCUUAUUCUUUAAUGGAUAACAAAUUGAAAUUUUAGAAAAAAUAAAUGAAAUAGGAAAGAUUAAACUAUAUUCUGGCAUCCUAAAAACUUUAGAAAAAAAUAUUUUGUUAAUCGAGAUUAAUUUAAAUUUUUAACAUAAACAUUAAAUUUCGUUAUUUGUUAACGAUUAAGAUCAUUAUGAAUAUUAUAAAGAAAAAUUGCAAUAUACAUUUUUAAAAACAUAGAAUGAUUGUAUUUUCUAAUUAGAUCAACAUUAAAUAUAUUUUUGGAAUUAAUAUUUUUAAUAAUAAGAAUUCAAACUCUUACCAUUUGAAUAAAAAGAGCGAUUAUUUUAUAAGGUAUUUAUAAAUCUAGAAAAUUAGUAUUGUAGAUAAAAAAUUAAAUAGAAAACUUAUGAUCUUUGUUUAUUUUCAAAAGAUCAUUUAGGAAAUAUUUAAUUUAAAGGAAUAAAUCAACAACUAUUUAUAGAUAAUAAUUUUAACAAUCAAUUACAUCCUUAUACAACAUAAGAAUAAAUGUAACUUGAUAUUUAAUAAGUAAAAGAUUUUGGAAACUUAUAUUUUCAAAUACUGACUGAUAUUGAUUAUCAAUGUAAGAUUAAUUUGAUAAAUUAUAGAAUUAAACCAAAUGACAUUAGAAUAAAGUAUUUAUUUAAUCUUAAAUUCUCCAUUAUAUGAAUGGUAAAAAUAAGAGAUUAUUAAUUUAAUUAAUCCUUUAUUUGUAUAAGAACUAACAAAAUAACAUCUUUUAAAUUUAUUAAAAGAAAAUCAUUAUGAUAUGAAAAAUUAUUUCAAUCAAUAAUCUAAUUAAUAAAUUGAAAUCAUUUAUUAAUAUACACUUGAAUAAUAAUAAAUUUAAAGUUAAUUGAAUUAUCUUUAUUAUCAUAUCAAUUAGAAUAAUGAAGUAAUAUAUUAAGAAUAUUAAUAUUUAAAAAAAAUAAAUACUUAGUUUCAAAAAUUCAUUAACACAAGUUUAAUUUAAUAAACUUUUUCAAAUGAGAUAUAAGAUAUAUUUAAAUAAUAAUUAAAUGAAUUGAAUAGAUUGUCUUAUUAAUUUAAUUUCAAUUUGAAAAAAACUUUAUGUGAAAACUUGAUUUUAAAGCAUAAUAAACUUCAAAAGAAAUUAGAUACAUUUUAUUAGCCAACCUAAUUUUUAGGUUAAUUUGGAACAUUAUAAAUCAUUUUGUUUUCAAAGUUAUAACAUUAAAAUAAGAUGAUACUUUAGAAUUUAGAAUUAUAGAGUAAUAGUAAAAAUUUUAAUGAUGUUCUUUCAAUCUUAUAAUUUAAUCAAUCUUAUAAUAAAUUAAAUUAGAUUAGUUAAGAUAUUAAAUUAGAAUUUAAAAGUUAUUAGAGUUAAUUAGUAAAUUAAUUAUUACAAAUCAAAUAAUUAUUAGAAUCAAAUUUAAAAAGAAUUUAAACAAAAUUAUAAGGUGUUAAUUUAUAAUAUUUGAUGAUGGUUGCAACUGAAGAUGAAUCUGAUUAAACUUCAUUCAUACCCACUAUUUUAGAGAGAUAAUAGUUUCUUAAUAAAAUAAUAUUGGAUAUAAAAAAUGAGAAUCCUGAUGUUAUUGAUAAAUAAAAUAGUAAUAAGGUUGAUAUAUUAAGUACAUCAUAAAAAUACCAAGAAUUAGAAUAUAAAAUUAGAAAUCUUAAUGAAGUUCUAGAAGAACAAUAAUUAGAAGUGCUUUAGUUAGAAGAGAAAUUAAAAAUGAGAAUAUUAAAUUUUGUAAAUGAAUUACGUUAGAAAAUUUAGUAAUAAUUAGAAUUAUUAAAAUAUGAAUUUAAUUCUCAAUUUUAAUCAAUAAAAUUAUUCUUGAUAAAUUUUUCUAAGAAUUAAAAUCUUAUUAAUAAUUAAGAGUUUAUUUAAAGUGAAAAUAGAAUAUAAUAGAUAAUCUAGAAUUAAAUUUAUAGAUUUUCUUUAAUAGAAGAACUUUUAUAAUAAUACAAUUAGACUAAAAAAUAAUAUUUUCAUUCAAUUUCAAAGAAAAUUGAAAAAGAAAGAAUUUAUAUAUAAAAAUUGGUUAAUUAAGAGUUGAAAUUACUUAAUGAGAUAUUGAAUAAAUCUUAUGAUUCACAAGAUAAUUAAUUAAAAUAAGAGAUAUUAGAAUUUGAGUUUAUAAUUUUAAAGACAUAAUAUUCUAAUGUGAUUAAUCAAUUGGAAUAAGAGAUAUAAAAUAUUAAAUAAAAAUUUACUAGUUUGGAAGUAGCAUUUUAAGAAUAGUUAUUACUAUUAAAUAAGAUAGAAAUUUUAUGUUAAGAGAAUAAGGAAUUAAUAAAUCAUUAUAAAUAUAUCAAUUAAAAAUUAGAUCAUCUUUUAAGGAAAAUAAACGACAAAUUUGAAGAAAACAAAAAAAGAUUUUAUUAAUUUUUCAAUUUUUUAUAAGAUACUAAGGUUAAAAUUAAUGUACAGUAAGAUUAAGAAAGAUUGUGUUUAGAAAUUAAAUAAAAAAUAAUCGAAAUAUAAUAAUAUUUUGAAAUAAUAUAAAAUUAGAAUAUCGAAAAGAGUAAAGAAGAUAAGAGAAUAGAAUAUUAAAAAUUAAGAAAUAUGAUAGAGCUUAUUUAAAAGGAAAUAAUAAUAAAAGGAAAUUAGACAGAUUUUAAUUCUACAGGGUAUUAUUAAUAAUUAACAUUAAUAAUAUUGAGUAAAUUUUAUCAUUUGAGCAGAUUUUAUUAAAGAUUGAUGCAAUCUAAUGUAUUGAAUAAUAAUUAAUCAAUCCAAAUAUAAGAUUUAGAACUAAUAAAUUCAUAUAAAGAUAUGUAUGCAUAUUUGGAGACUUAGGUAGAUUAUUAUAAGAAAUUAGUGAUUGAGAAUGGUGGAUAAGUAUUUUAAAUUGAUAAUUUACAAGAUAAAUUAGAAGAGUUGGAAAAGUAAAUUGAAUAGACGACAAAUAAUUUAUUAAAAGUAAUUUAAUGCUACAUUUAGUAGCAUCUAAAUAAAUCACUUUCUUCAAUAAAAACGAUUGAUCAAAUAUAGAAAUUUACUAAUUACUUUGAAUUUUCUAAUUUCUUACCAAUUUAAUUGA